Leptosia nina is the source of this 4224-nucleotide messenger RNA. The record is from the annotation of a GenBank genome assembly. Lineage: Eukaryota; Metazoa; Arthropoda; Insecta; Lepidoptera; Pieridae.
AUGGAAAAUAGGGGUGUAGACAAUACUAAGAAGAGUCAUUUUGAUGAUCUUAAUAGAGAAGAACUUAUAACAAAAUGUAAAAGUCUUUUGGUAAUCGCUCAGAAAGCAAAACAAGCAAAGUCAGAGUAUCAAUCUGAAGUGAAUAAAUAUCAAAAUGAAAUAUUGGAAUAUGAGAAAGAGAAGAAGGAUAAUCUAUCAUCAAUUAAAACUUUACAAGAGCUUGUGGAUUCGCUGACUGAACAAAAACUGAAUUAUAUAACUGAAAUUGAUGCACUACAUAGUAAAUUAAAAACUGCUAAUGAGACAUGUUCAAUGUACGAAGACAAUAUUGAAAAGUUUAAAGCAAAUAUUAUAGUGAAAGAUCAACAACUUUCAACAUCUUUAAAACAAGUGUCGGAUCUAGAUUGUGAAAUUAUAUCAAUUAAGAGACAACACAAUCGACUUUUAGAUGAGAAUGAACAACUUAUUAAACAAUUAACUGACCUUGAAGCCAGUGCUUCAGAAUUUAAUAAUAUUGGGCUACAGCAAAGGGAGCAGCUGCAAUUAUUAGAGCAGAAAAUACAGAAUGAUGGUAAUAGUAAAGAAAAAAUAACUGAAUUAAAUGAAAAAAUUAAAGAAUUGGAAUAUACCUUACAUAACAGUGAAACAGAAUUACGUAAUAAAGAUGCUGAAUACAAAGAUAAAAUGGGGGAAUUGCAAAGUAUGUAUGAAAGUGAAAAGUUAAAAAAAGAUAAAAUAAGCCUAAAAUUUAAAAACUAUAAAGAUAAAAUUUUAAAAUGUGCUUCAUGUAUUAAUCAAUUGAAAUAUGACAGAUUUAUUUUGACAAAAACAGUAAAAGAAUAUUCUGAAAGUAUACCGAAGUGGCAAAAUGAAAUAAUGAAAGCAUCUAAAAUAUUGGAUGUUCAAAUGAAUGCUUUGAACACAGAGAAUUUGGCAUUAAAGGCACGAAUUGAAAAAUUAGAAGAACAGGUCAAUGAUGUUAAUUUAUUGCAAAAUAGUGAAAAUGUUAAAGUAAGUAAUAUUCAAGCUGAAAAACAAGCACUGACUAAAGAAAUUGCACUAUUAAAAGAACAGAACAGUGAUUUUAAAACUCAAAAUGCAAAACUCCAAAAGGACUUGUUAGAACUAACAAAUGCUUAUGAUGAAUUACGCAAUAUUACUCUAAAUGAGAAGAUACUUGCAAACAAGACACUUAGUGAGGAUCUUACAAUUAAAGUUGCUGAGGUGGAAAAGUUAACUCAGGAAUUAAACCAACUUAAGACGGAGUACCACAAUUUGAAAGAAAACGAAGACAAGAAUGUCAAAGAAAAUUUGCUUUUGCAAAUAAAGGCAUUAGAAAGCGAAAAGUCUAUUCUAGUAAAAGAAAAAUUGAACGCAAAAGAUAUUAAUAUUGAAUUAGAAAAUCAAAAUAGAUCUCUUGCCAUAGAGAAUACGAAAUUGAAAACUGAAUUGUAUACCAUUAAAGAACAAUUUGAAAACGUAUCUACAGAAUGUAUUAAUCUUAAAGACAGUGCCGUAAAAGAAAAGAGUAUAGAGGUACAACAAUUUAAAACCAACAUAACUAGUUUACAAGAACAAUAUGACAAACUAAAGAGAGAUUUUGAAAAUGUCAAUGAUAUGAAUGGAUUGUUAAAAGAAGAAAUAGAUACUUUGAAAUCAUCAUUAGAGCAGCCCCACAAUGAUAAUGACAAUUUGUCUCAUUUGAAUGAGUCUCUUCAAGCUGAUCUAGCAAAAUUGGAGGCUAAAGUAGCAGCAUACAAGCAAGAAAAUGCUUCACUUCUUUCAGACUUGAAAGAACACCGCAGCAAGGUAAAAGAAUAUGACAAUAUUUUUGCAGAAUAUGAAGAUGCAAAAUCAAAACUGCUCAGCUAUAAGACAGAAAAUGCCGAAUUACUGAACGAAAUGAAAGAAAUAAAUCAAGUACUUAAAGAAAGAGGUGAAACUAUUUCUAGGUUACAGAAAGCAGUUACAGAAAUGGAAAAUCUAAUUGAAACCCUUGAGAAAGAAAGAGAUGAAAAGUGUAGUGAAUUCUUAAAUAAAAUAGACUCAUUGGAGACCAGUUUAAAAAAUGCUGAACUAAGUACAAAUCGAAGUAACGAAGAUAGCGAAAAAUUAAUUGCUGAAAGAGAUAAUGCCACCAAGUUGUUAAAAGAGAGAGAAGUACAAAUAACGACAUUAAUAGAGGAAUUAGAGAAGAUUAAGAAGUCUUAUAAUGUAGUUGAACUGCCAAAUGAGGAUAACAUGUCGACAUCGACAAUUUCGAAAGCAGAAGACCAUUCUCGAAUGAAAGAUUUAGAUGAAACUUUCGAGGACAAAUACACAAAAUUGAGAAUUUUCGCGCUCAAACUUAAGAAAAAAUUAAAUGAGACAACAACGCAAUUACAGAGUUCAGAUCAGGAAAAUAGUAGAUUAAAGAAACAGCUUAAUGAACAGAGUGCGAAAGAAAAAUCGAGCGAGGAUGUGGUUGAUUCAGUGAACAAGACUCCAGUACCGCAAGACAGCCAAUUAUUGGUUUCAGAGCAUCAAGAAAAAAUUCAAUCUUUGUCUACUUCGUUACAAAAAGCAGAAGAGGAACUAGCUCAAUGUCAAGAGAAAUUAACUACAGAGCUUAACUCGCAUGCAUCUACAAAACAGCAGUUGGAUAAAGCUUUACGCGACGUGAAGAAAAAGAAUGUGCUCAGCUUAGAAAUGGAGGAUUAUGAGAAAUCCUUGAAGGAUUUAACAAUCAAGAUGGAGGAAAAAAAGAAGAAGAUUGUGCAGAUGGAAUCAACCAUUGAUGCCCAAGAAGGAACGAUAACAGCCUUGAAGACACAAAUCAAGCUUCUAGAAGAGCAGAUAAAAGGAGAAGAAGCUCAAAAACGUAGUCUUAAAGAAGAGCUGCAACAACUUACACAAGAUAAUACAGAGAAAGAUAAUGUUAUAAUCGCGAAGAAAGAAGUGAUAAAUAAAUUAGUUAACGACCUUGAAAGUGAAAAACGGAAGAACGAAGACGCUGAAUUGGAAAUGACGACGUUGCUCAGUGAGAAAGAAAACAGUAUUUUGCAUUUCAGUGAGGAAAGAAUUGAGUUGAAUAAUAAAAUUAAAAAAUUGGAAUUCAAAUGUGCUGAUGUGAAUGAGAAGUUAAAAUUGACAAACAUAGAACUACACGAUCUUAAAACCGAGUACACUAGCUAUAAGGUGAGGGCUCAAGCGGUGCUAAGACAGAAUCAGACAAUUGAUCACAGUCAAGAAGAGCGUCUGAAAGAGGAAACAGCUGCUCUUAAGACGGAAACCACAGCUUUAAACCAUAAGAUGGACGCUUUACAGAAUAAAUUUACGGAACAAAGUGCAGAGUUGGAAGCAACGAGAAAACGCGUCGCGGAAGCCAACGCUGAGGCGACGCGAGCGCAACAAAGAACAGCUCGUCUUCAAACCGACCUUACUCGAUUGUCUCAACAACUUGAAUCUGAGAGAACCCAACAUAAGUUGCAAAUUUCAACAUUAACACAAUGUUACAAGUCGCAAAUAUCGGAUUUAGAAGCAAAACACCAUAAGGAAGUGGACAAUUUGCGCAAACAACUUGCAACAGUACAGGACAGUGUGAAGUAUGGCAAGACGGAACAUGAUUCCCACCAAGACACGAUGGCGUUCGUUCCUAAAGACGACACAAGCGAUGGAGAAAUGGAUAUUAACGUUUCUAUGAUACCUAGAGAAGAGGGAGAGGGUUCCGAAUCAGCACCAUCGCCACCCCUGAUGAAAUCGUUCAUGUCUGGCGGAAGCCGGCGUUCUCCCGUUCCUUUGGAGCGUCUAUUGGAAGAAGGUGUACCUGAAGAUGAACCACUCGACACAGCAUCCCUCUCGCUCACACCUGAACAAGAAAUCGCUGAUCUGAAGCGAAAAGUCUUUACAAUGCAGCAAAGGGUGAAACAUGUGACGGUGCUGCUGUCUGAGUCGGAGCGGGAGUGCGCUCGUCUCGUUCAGCUGAGCGAGCUGCUAAAAUCCGAACUACGGCGGGUCCGGGGCUCCACGCAGAACGCGCAUAACACUGAGUACAUGAAGAACGUCACAUUAAAAUUCCUAACCCUGCCGCCCGGCGAUGAAAGGAGCCGACUGGUUCCUGUCUUGCAGAAAAUUCUUACUCUCUCGACGGAGGAAUCCCAAAAAAUACAAGCUGUUGCCAAAGGGCUGGAUCCGAAUCCAAGUAAAGGCUGGGGCAGUUAUUUACCAUGGCCAGGUGGCAAGUGA